Molecule: messenger RNA, 973 nt
Organism: Spinacia oleracea (spinach)
Lineage: Eukaryota; Viridiplantae; Streptophyta; Magnoliopsida; Caryophyllales; Amaranthaceae
Exons: 3
Coding region: 158-745 (195 amino acids)
Biological process (GO): guanine salvage; hypoxanthine metabolic process; purine ribonucleoside salvage
Cellular component (GO): cytosol
Molecular function (GO): hypoxanthine phosphoribosyltransferase activity; magnesium ion binding
Source: RefSeq, a predicted model, not a curated record
GGGUACAGACAUACAGUACUACAGUUCGAACGUUGUAUUCAACUCACUUACUCAACUCCGCAGUCUAUAUUGAGAGUAGACUACUGCAUCCCCCUAAAACACGCUUCUGGAGACGGCGGCGGCGAAACCUUCUCUGACCCCGUAUACGGCGUUUUCAAUGGAGGAUGACAUAGAGACGGUCCUAUGGAGUUCGGACGAAAUAUCCAAACGCGUCAUCGAACUCGCCGAUCAGCUGAACCACGACCUAUCUGCCUCUUCCACCCAAUUGCCGGUGUUCGUCGGCGUUGCCACCGGCGCUUUUGUCUUUUUAGCUGAUUUAGUCCGCCGUAUAUCCCUCCCAGUUUCUGUGGAUUUUGUUCGUGUUAGCUCCUAUGGCUUCGGAACUCUCUCUAAUGGCUCCCCUUCUAUCUCUUCCGACUUGAAACUCGAUGUCAUCGACAAACAUGUUGUUUUGGUUGAGGACAUUGUUGAUACAGGGAACACCUUAUCGAAGCUCAUUGAAUAUUUGAAAUCAAAGGGAGCAUCUUCUGUAUCAGUGUGUACCUUCCUUGAUAAGCCAUCAAGGAGAAAGGUUUCCAUAGAGCUGGUGGGCAAAGGAAAGUUCUAUGGUGGAUUUGAGUGUCCAGAUAAAUUUGUAGUAGGUUAUGGAAUGGACUUUGCUGAAGUCUAUAGAAACCUCCCAUAUGUGGGAAUUCUGAAGCCAAGAUGCUACCAAGGAAUCAAAGAGGAACGUCCAAAGAACUGAGGUUAGAAAGUUGUGAUGCAGAGACAAUAUGUGUGCAAGUGUAACCAUGACAUGGUCCGAGUUGGAUGUUUUGAAUUUCGGCAUGUCUUUAUUCUCUUGCUGUAAAUUGUAAAUGUCUUUCUACUAGAAUAGUAGUGCCUCUCUUCCUAUACUUAACUUGGUGUUCAACAAUAUGGUCCAUUAAUUAAUGUCUAAAUGAGAAAUUAUACGUUUUGUGUGAUUAGCCCA